GACGCCCACAGUCUAGCUUCUUCUCUCCCAAGAAAUACCCACACAAAACCACUACUCCAACACACACAAACGGUCAGAUCCGGCCGCCCCCAAACUCCCCAAGACAAGCACACAGAGACCAAAUCCUCUCUAGGGUUUUACUCCCGCGCCGCCGUCCUAAAAUCUCCCCACCCAAAAGGCGACCAUGGCCGGCAGUCCCGCGGCGGUGAAGUUCCUGACCAACAUCGCCAAGGCGGCGGCUGGGCUCGGCGUCGGGGCCUCCCUCCUCUCGGCGUCGCUCUACACCGUCGAUGGCGGCGAGCGCGCCGUCGUCUUCGACCGGUUCCGCGGUGUGCUGCCGGACACCGUCGGCGAGGGCACCCACUUCAUCGUGCCCUGGCUCCAGAAGCCCUACAUCUUCGACAUCCGCACGCGGCCGCACAACUUCUCCUCCAACUCCGGCACCAAGGACCUGCAGAUGGUAAACCUCACGCUCCGCCUCCUCUCCCGCCCCGACGUCGCCAACCUGCCCACCAUCUUCACCUCCCUCGGCCUCGAGUACGACGACAAGGUCCUCCCCUCCAUCGGCAACGAGGUGCUCAAGGCCGUCGUUGCGCAGUUCAACGCCGACCAGCUCCUCACCGACCGCCCCCACGUCUCGGCGCUCGUCCGCGACUCCCUCAUCAAAAGGGCCCGCGAGUUCAACAUCAUACUCGACGACGUCGCCAUCACUCACCUCUCCUACGGCAUCGAGUUCUCCCUGGCCGUGGAGAAGAAGCAGGUCGCGCAGCAGGAGGCCGAGCGGUCUAAGUUCCUCGUCGCCAAGGCAGAACAGGAGAGGCGUGCCGCUAUCGUGCGUGCUGAGGGAGAGAGUGAGUCUGCACGGCUCAUUUCUGAGGCCACGGCCAUCGCUGGGACUGGACUGAUCGAGCUGAGGAGGAUCGAGGCUGCCAAAGAGAUCGCAGCGGAGCUCGCUCGCUCGCCGAAUGUUGCCUACAUCCCCUCUGGUCAGAACGGCCAAAUGCUGCUUGGUCUCAACGCUGCCGGGUUUGGCGGCCGGUGAUUUAGCACUCCCGUUUUACUCCUUUAUCAGUUGCCCAAACAGGUGUCUUGCGUUAUGAGGGACUAAAACUAUGGUUUGGAGAACAAUGAUAUCUGUUAUUCUAGGUGGCAUUAUGUUUGAGUGCCAUGGGACGAAAUGUGGUAGUCUUUUGAUCCAAAUAAGGUCUGGGUCUGGAUAUCUCGUAUGAUUUGUCGGAUUAAGCUUUCUGGUGUUGUGGAAUCUGCAUGCUGCUUAUGCUUAUAAUGUUUGCUUGUUUCGAUUUAUCGUUCUUAAUGUCACAGGGUUGUAUGUUUGAUUUUGUAGUUACUUAACUAAUGUUGCCUUAUUGCAGUUCGGUCAA
Molecule: messenger RNA, 1382 nt
Organism: Brachypodium distachyon (stiff brome)
Lineage: Eukaryota; Viridiplantae; Streptophyta; Magnoliopsida; Poales; Poaceae
Product: prohibitin-3, mitochondrial
Exons: 1
Coding region: 185-1042 (285 amino acids)
Biological process (GO): mitochondrion organization
Cellular component (GO): membrane; mitochondrion
Source: RefSeq, a predicted model, not a curated record